Rhodamnia argentea is the source of this 1644-nucleotide messenger RNA. RefSeq names its product BRASSINOSTEROID INSENSITIVE 1-associated receptor kinase 1-like. Lineage: Eukaryota; Viridiplantae; Streptophyta; Magnoliopsida; Myrtales; Myrtaceae. Gene Ontology annotation, molecular function: ATP binding; protein kinase activity. The transcript has a single exon. Gene Ontology annotation, biological process: protein phosphorylation. The record is from RefSeq and is a predicted model, not a curated record. The coding region runs from base 65 to 1486 and encodes 473 amino acids.
CUUCACCCUUUCAGAGCAUGAACCAUACAAACACAUAUCAGCAAAUUACUGUUGCAUCAGAAAGAUGGUUUUCAAAUUUACCACCAUUGGUCUCACCGAGGAUGCCGAUGUUUCCUCUCUGUUUUCGCCGCCUACUCCUCCGCCGUCCACUGUUUGCCUUCCACUCAGCAAGACCUUCACCAGAGCGAUGGCGGUCGCGGGCAGAGCCGCUGAAAGCGCUUCUUUUGGGUUCACUGCCCCUGCCGUCGAGGUUUGUUGUUGGAGGCCGAAGAAAUCCUCCUCCUCCGACGACUCAGACUCAGAUCUCCAAUUGCUUCGGCCACAGGUACAGCUUCGCAAAUUUACUUACGACGAACUGCAAGUCGCGACUGGCAAUUUCAGCGAAGAGAAUGUUCUGGGCCAUGGCGGGUUUGGUAAGGUCUACAGAGGAAUUUUACUUGAUGGAUCCCUGGCGGCAAUAAAAAGAUGUGCCCUAUUCUCCGGCGAAGCUGAAGUGCAGAAACUUGCUGAAGUACAGGUCGGGAGUAUGGCCAGGCACCGGAAUCUGAUCCAAAUACUCGGCUUCUGUGAUUCGAUGGAACCGCAAAGACCUGUCAAGAAAAGAAAGGCAAGAACAGAACCGGUAGAGUGGCUGCUGGUAUAUCAAUUGGCGGCCAACGGAAGUGUGGCUUCCUAUUUGAGGGAGUGCACUGCAUGGCAACCCGCUCUCGAUUGGCCUACCCGGAUGCACAUUGCCGUAGGAGUAGCGAGAGGGCUCUCGUAUCUUCACGAGGAUUGCACUCUUCAGAUCAUUCACCUCGAUAUAAAGCCUUCAAACAUUUUGUUGGAUGAGAACUUCGAACCUCUCAUUGGGGACUUUGGCUUGGCAAAAUUCAUGAAUCACAAAGAUUGGAACCAGGAGAUCCAGAAGCCAAAAAGCGCCGGGGCAUCACACCAGAUGGCUGCGACGGAAGCAGUGAACAACCUUCAGAUGGCCUUUUCCAGAGCAGAGUUAUAUCGUACCGAUAAACUAUGUGGUACGUAUUGUUAUAUGCCUCCGGCGUACUUGAUGCAUGGAGAAUUCUCGGCAAAGAAUGAUGUCUAUGCAUUCGGGAUGGUGCUCCUUGAGCUCGUCUCUGGCUUGCCGAUUUUCAAUUUGUUGCAGCAAAUCAAUGAUCUUAAGCGGUUGAAAGAUAUCCUGGAACAAAAUGAGUUGGGAUGUCUGAUCGAUCCCAACUUGAGAAGAGACUACGAUGAGAAUGAGGCUAAGAAAUUAGUCAAACUGGCUCUCUUCUGCAUCCAAUCUUCACCAACAAAACGACCCAUGAUGUCGGAGGCGGUCCAAAUUCUCAAAGGAAGCUGCUUAGAUGAAAGAUGGGAGAGUGAAAAGGAGGAGAUAGUAGUUGAUAUCUGGCAAACUUGUUCGCAAACUUGUUCACAAUCUUGCAGCACCCUCACUGGCAUCGCAUCUCAUAUUGAUCCAGAGGAGCUAUCAGGACCGAGAUGAUGUCUUUGUCCUGCAAGCGAACAGCCUUAGCAUUGUAAAUUUAUGUUAGUCAUGUACUGGUCGAGAAACUCGGGCUUCAGUUUUCUCUUGAUUUUCUCAAUGUGUUGUUGUCAUCGCUGUCAUUGAUCGAGAAUUUAAAACAUCAUCAGACAUUUCAA